This is a messenger RNA of Morchella importuna, 255 nucleotides long. RefSeq lists its product as uncharacterized. The transcript has 3 exons. The coding region runs from base 1 to 255 and encodes 84 amino acids. The record is from RefSeq and is a predicted model, not a curated record. NCBI's taxonomy places the organism in Eukaryota, Fungi, Ascomycota, Pezizomycetes, Pezizales, Morchellaceae.
AUGUCGGCCAAUAUUACAAUCCGUUCGGAAUAUUCUUUCUGCCUUGCAUUUACACCCGCUAUUGCAUACGUACGUUUCGUUACCGAUCGAAUAGGUCAUGUAGGGGCUACUGUAUUGCGGGGUCCAUCGGCUCACCCACCCACUCACCAGUUGAGCAUACACCGUCCUCACUCCCCCCUCCCCCGCGCUUUUGCCAUUUACUGGUCUUCCAUAAUCUCUAACAGGGUCGAUCGGGUGUUUCUCCUUAGAGAAUAG